AUGUUCCUAGGCACAGUGAUGAAGGCCACGACAAUAACUUGCUUCGCACUGAAACUGCUGUCAAUGGCUGUGCUCGGCAGCCAAGACCCACAAUCCACCGCGGCGAUAACCGACGCCUGCACUGAAAUAAGGUACAUGCUAAACGUCCGCCAGCAUUUCGACCAGCAAAUACGCAACCUAGCCCAAGCAGCGGAAGAACUUCACAGCCAGUCAAAAGUGCUCCGACUGGCAGCAGCAAAACACGUAGGAACCAAGAAGGGCCUUGCAUACACCCUACUAGCAGGACUGGCAGCGGCAAGAGAAUCACAAGCGCAAAAGCACCUAACGGAAUGGACGCCAAAAUUUACAAACGCAAUACAGGAGCUAUCUGCCAGGAUAGCGGUCACCGACAGCGGCCGAACAAGCGGCGGAGCGCCGACUGAAAAAUACGGGUCGGCGGAAACGGACGCCACGACGGACCAGCGGCACGGCGCAACGCAGAGAUGCAAGGUAAGUCUGACACUAACGCCAUCUGCGCCAGCAAAGUGCAGCACCGCGUCCAGUGAAGAGAAACUUAAGAAAGCAGCAAGUGAGUUACCAGCCCUAGACAAACUGAAACUAAUACAAACGAAGCUCUUCGGUCAAUACAAAGCGGAGGUCAACCUGCAAAGCAAAGGCAGCUCAGCUGUAACGCGUCCAAUAGCAGGAAACGCAGGCUGCGAAAGCGCCUCAGGAGCCAGCACUGACUCUGUAGACAUGAAAUUCCUUACGCUAUCGAAACCGGCCCCUGAAUUCGACACACCGAAAAUAGAAGAAGACGCGGGGUGCAGGGAACCGAACCAGCAAAACGAUAUACACGUACACACAGCUGAGACCCUCAUCCACGCCCUAUGCCGCGCCCGGAAAUUUCCAACGACAAACCAGCAGAAACUAGGCCCGGAAUCGCUAGACAGCAUCUCGAGCGACAGCACUGCACAGGAGAUUGCCCUAAGACUAAGCAACAAAUAUAAAAAAGACCAACCGGAAAACCAAAGGCAAGAAGCGGUAAAGGAUUUACUCGGGAAAGGAACGGAUAGCAUCCAAACCAAGUGGUUAAAUGACCUCAGCAAAACGGACAGCACUCUAAAACUACAAGAUGAUGCGCAACCAAUAAGCAUAGACGCUGCCAGCCAAACCGACUUCGAUAAAGCUCUGGCCCUAUUUACUGCCCAGGCAUACCAGCGAGCAGUUAAACAAGAAAAAACCAGCGUAACAGAAAAUCCCUCUAAAAAAACAGACACAGAAGACAAAACAGAAGAAAAGAAAGACGGGGAUAAUAAAACAACCGCAGCUGAUUGCAAAGCCUCUUCCGAAACUAAUUGUGACAAAACAAAGUGUGAUUGGAACGCAGAAAAGAAACAGUGCAAAGUUAAAGAGGGAGCGGCUGUUAUUUCAGCUGUAAUCAAGUCCCCUCUUUUGCUUGAAUUUUUGCUUCUAGCAUAA
Messenger RNA from Trypanosoma brucei brucei TREU927, 1461 nucleotides. RefSeq names its product variant surface glycoprotein. Lineage: Eukaryota; Euglenozoa; Kinetoplastea; Trypanosomatida; Trypanosomatidae. The record is from RefSeq and is a predicted model, not a curated record. Bases 1 to 1461 code for a protein of 486 amino acids. The transcript has a single exon.